Molecule: messenger RNA, 1530 nt
Organism: Spea bombifrons (plains spadefoot toad)
Lineage: Eukaryota; Metazoa; Chordata; Amphibia; Anura; Pelobatidae
Gene: IRF4
Product: interferon regulatory factor 4
Exons: 8
Coding region: 1-1344 (447 amino acids)
Biological process (GO): immune system process; regulation of transcription by RNA polymerase II
Cellular component (GO): nucleus
Molecular function (GO): protein binding; RNA polymerase II cis-regulatory region sequence-specific DNA binding; DNA-binding transcription factor activity, RNA polymerase II-specific
Source: RefSeq, a predicted model, not a curated record
AUGAACCAAGACACUGAGUGUGGAAUGACAUCACUGAAUUGUGGAAACGGAAAAUUGAGGCAGUGGUUAAUUGACCAGAUCGACAGUGGAAAAUAUCCUGGCCUAGUGUGGGAAAAUGAGGAGAGAACCAUUUUCCGCAUACCCUGGAAGCAUGCUGGAAAACAGGAUUACAACAGAGAUGAAGAUGCAGCCCUCUUCAAGGCCUGGGCUCUUUUUAAAGGCAAAUUCAGAGAGGGGGUCGACAAACCAGAUCCUCCAACCUGGAAGACAAGAUUACGGUGUGCUUUAAAUAAGAGUAAUGACUUUGAAGAGCUUGUAGAAAGAAGUCAGCUGGAUAUCUCAGACCCUUAUAAGGUGUACAAGAUUGUCCCUGAGGGUUCAAAGAAAGGAUUAAGACAGCAUGGAACAGAAGAUACACAGCUCAUUGUGAACCAUCCUUUCCCUGUGCCUCCAGCAUACAGUUCUCUCCAGACCCCAACACAGGUGUCUAAUUAUAUGAUGCCUCAUGAACGUAAUUGGAGAGACUAUACAUCAGAGCAACCACAUCCUGAACUUCCUUACCAGUGUGCAACUGUCCCCUUUACAGCACGCAGUCACCUUUGGCAAAACACUUCCUGUGACAGCAGCUACCAAGUAACUGGUUCAUUUUAUGCCUGUGCACCAUCAGAGUCACAGACGCCUGGAAUUCCAUUAGAGCCAAGCAUAAGGUCUAGCGAGUCCAUUGCAUUAACAGACUGCAGACUGCAUAUCAGUUUAUAUUACCGUGACACUCUUGUAAAUGAGAGGACAACUAGCAACCCAGAAGGAUGUAGGAUUACUCAUGGACAAAGUUAUGAAAUCAGUUGCUUGGAUCAAGUCUUCUUCCCAGACCCUGAGGAUAGCAACCUGAGGAAAAACAUUGAGAAGAUGCUGAACCACAUGGAUAGAGGUGUUAUUGUGUGGAUGACUCAGGAUGGGAUAUACGCUAAAAGACUGUGCCAGAGCAGAAUAUACUGGGAUGGACCCCUAUCCAUGUACAGUGACAGGCCAAACAAGCUGGAACGGGACUUGCCCUGCAAAUUAUUUGAUACUCAGCAGUUUUUAACAGAACUGCAGGCAUUUGCUCACCAUGGACGCCCAAUGCCAAGGUUCCAGAUCACCUUGUGUUUCGGAGAAGAAUUUCCAGACCCACAGAGAGGGAGGAAGCUUAUAACAGCUCAUAUUGAGCCCCUGUUCGCAAGGCAGCUGAUUGGAUUUACUGAGCAGAAUGGUGGACACUUUAUGAGGGCAUAUGAUUUAUCAGAUUACAUCAGCAACGCAGAUGAAUACCACAGACCUAUUCGCCAUGCCUCACUUCAGGAAUGAUCUGCAUCACCUGGUACUUUUAUUAUCUUCCCAUUACUGAACUUCAUUAAUCACAGAAUCAAAGAGAACUGACAAAAUAUCUUAAGGGACAAACAUGUAGUUCCUACAUGUAACCUGAGAGAAGACUGAGAAAGACUGGAUAUUUACAGAUUGUUUGCAGUAUUGUGGCUCUAUAGAUACAGUAAU